Molecule: messenger RNA, 652 nt
Organism: Telopea speciosissima
Lineage: Eukaryota; Viridiplantae; Streptophyta; Magnoliopsida; Proteales; Proteaceae
Product: 60S acidic ribosomal protein P1-like
Exons: 3
Coding region: 88-426 (112 amino acids)
Biological process (GO): translational elongation; cytoplasmic translation
Cellular component (GO): cytosolic large ribosomal subunit; ribosome
Molecular function (GO): protein kinase activator activity; ribonucleoprotein complex binding; structural constituent of ribosome
Source: RefSeq, a predicted model, not a curated record
UCUCUCUCUUAUCCUGAUUGUAUAAUUUCUUUACUUAAUAUCUUUACCAUUUGUUUUCAAUCCCCAUUGAUUUCUGUUUCAGCUACGAUGUAUUUCUCAGAAAUCGCUUGCACUUACGCUGCUUUGCUCCUUCAUGAUGAUGGGAUUGCCGUCACUGCGGAGAAGAUCGCUACCGUUGUGAAAGCCGCGAAUGUGACGGUUGAAUCCUACUGGCCCAGCUUGUUUGCUAAGCUGGUGGAGAAGAGGAAUAUUGAAGAUCUCAUUAUGAAUGUGGGAUCCGGCGGUGGUGGUGCUCCCGUGGCUGUUGCUGCUCCUUCUGGAGGCGGUGGUGGUGCUGCCCAAGCUGCCGCUCCUGCAGCUGAGGAGAAGAAGGAAGAACCCAAGGAAGAGAGCGAUGAUGACAUGGGAUUCAGCUUGUUUGAUUAGGAGCUCCUUUCAGUAUGACAAACCUUUUUGCAAAUUUAGUAAUGCGGUGUCAUUUAGUAAUUUUUUUUAUGCUACCAUCACAUGUUUACUACAAAUUUCCCCAACGCUGAAGAAAAGAAAGUCACAUUAGUCGGAAAUUCUAAAACCUUUUAUUGUGCUGGAUUUGAUUGAUUCUGAGUAGUAUAGUUGUAGAUUUGGAAAAAAUCCAAUUGUUUUGUUGGUUUUA